Messenger RNA from Coregonus clupeaformis (lake whitefish), 667 nucleotides. RefSeq names its product proprotein convertase subtilisin/kexin type 4-like. The record is from RefSeq and is a predicted model, not a curated record. The transcript is spliced from 2 exons. The coding region runs from base 47 to 667 and encodes 206 amino acids. NCBI's taxonomy places the organism in Eukaryota, Metazoa, Chordata, Actinopteri, Salmoniformes, Salmonidae.
CAUCCUGUUGAAAUUUCAUCUAGAGUUGCAUGGGACAGAUGAACGCAUGACAGGCCGUUGCAUGGAGAGGGCAGUGAUACAGCAAUGUGCAGUGGGGAACUCUGAUGGCAGCUGUGAAGAGUGUGUCUACCCAUUGUACGUGUUUGAGAGCAUCUGCCUGAUGUCCUGUCUACCUCACUACUAUGAGUCAGAUGGAAACAGCACCCGCUCCCAUCGGAGGUGCUUACGCUGCCAUCGCAACUGCCACACUUGUUUUGGCAAACAGGACACAAACUGUCUGGACUGCCCUCCGUAUUCCACCUUGGAUUCUCGUCUUGGUACCUGUAGCCCCCCUGUCUACCCCUGGGACCACAGAGGUAAAGUGACCAGUGGCAUGGAGCGGACGGCAGCAGUUCUUGGUAUCUUGAUGGGAGGGCCGCUGGUGAUUUUGUGUGUCAUGUGGGCGAUUACAUGGAUGGUGAGCAGGGCGUUCCUACCAUGUGUCGCUGCCAGGAACGAAGUGGACAGCAGCACCAGUCAUAGCAGCAGUGAGGAGGCCAGGGAUGUGGAGAUGGUGGUCUUCAGUAUUACAGAAGACCAGGGAGAGAACAGCGAGAGAACAUCUACAUUCACCAACAUUCCCAAUACUUCACUUCAAGAGGAAUGUGACUCGCUUCAGUCAACAUAA